UAUCGUACCGAACAGAACGAUGGACCCCAACGCACAACGUCCGUAUGUGUCCGCUGACCGACCCGUCCACGGUCUACGAGUAACCAGUCGGAAGUCUGGCAUCGAAAUCUGGACGUGAAAAUGAUCCAUAAUGGAUUGUUUGUUCAAGAAGCUCAAGGGACUCAGGGGACCUAAGCCUGAGUCCCCGAAAUACCGAAGACAGAGGACUGCAAGAGACAAAACAUCUCAGGCCUCAACUUCGGAUACCAGCUCAUAUUACUCCGCGUCCUCCAAUUUCAUUGAUAAGGUGAUACUGGGAAAGCAUAUUUACAUUCAAAACAAAUGUGAAGAAGAGCCUGAUUAUGCACUAUCGGAGUUUGUAGUGGAUUGUCUAAACUGGCACAACAUAUUCAGAGACAAACACGGUGUGCCUCAUCUCAUUCUCAACAAGCAGCUUUGUGGCAUGGCACAGUUUUGGGCUAACCACCUCGCACAUACAAAUACAUUCGGUCAUCGGAAUCUGAGAGACAUAGGUGAAAAUCUUUUCUCAAAAUGGUCAUACAUUCCUGAAUUUGACAUAACAGCUCAACAAGUCACGAAGUACUGGUAUGAAGAGAUAAAAACGUACAAUUUCUUCCAGAAUCCCAAUUUAUUGCAUGUCAAAGCAGGCCACUUUACUCAAAUGGUUUGGCGAAGCAGCACCGAUUUUGGUGUCGGGAAAGCUCGAUCUCGAUGUGGAAAAGUGAUAGUAGUAGCUAACUACAAACCAGCUGGAAAUGUUAUUGGCGAGUUUCAGGACAAUGUCUUUCCACCAAUCAACGAUAUGGAUAUUCUCAACGAAAUCUGAUGAGCAUUUCUUUCCAAGAAUAGGUCAUUGUGUACAAACAUAACAUUACUAAUAUUUGUGAUAUUUUCUUUACCUAUGAUAGGUCGAAGGUGCUGCUGAAUAUACUCUGAUACUUUGUUUUUACUUUUAGUUACACAAAAAUAAAAAAAUGCUGUUAAAAAGAUUAUCUAAAAAGGGAAACAUCUUUUAUUUAUUUAGAACAUGAGUAUUUAUUUAGAACUUGCGCAACAUUGAUUGCAUUUCCCUUUUGUGUAAUGGUAUACAGAUCAAAAUAACCUAAGAAGAAAUAUUUCAGUUAUUGAUGCAAAUUUAUUUGAUAAAAUAUGUAUGAGCUUCCAAGAAGCUUCUGCCACAUUAGACAAAAAAGGUUUUUUCUGAAGAACAGCCUAACUUUUAUACUAGAUUAACAAUCAUUCUUUAUUAGGUUAAAAAUGAAAAUAAUUAAGAUUAAAAAUAAUUAUUCCCAUAACUGUACUGUGUAUUAUAGCUUCUAGAACUUUGUUGACAAUACUUGCUGUAUACUGCUAUCUAUUACGGCAACGAACGAAUAUUCACUGACGUACCUAAAAUUGUGCAUGAAAUCUUGUUCUCUCUCUCUCUUUUUUUAAGGGGAAAAAAAGAGCAGAAACAGAAAUGAUAAGGAUUUACUCAAAUUUUCCUUUAAUAAUUAUUUUGAUUUUUCAGAAUGACUUCCAGGUUUUUGUAAGAAGUUUAGUUAAUUUAAUAUAAAAGAAUUAGAAUAAACAUAAUGCAUAUACUCAUAUGCUAAAAAUGAUUUUUUUCAUUCAAUGAUUAUUUUUUCCAAGAACGAUUUUCGAGUUUCUUUAAAGAUAAAAUAACUGAACUGGAAAUAGUAACUUUGUCUGAUCAAUAUGAUGCAUUCGUUGUCUUAUAAUCGAUAACGUAAAGAAAAAAAGAGCCAUUUGAAAUUUUAAAUUAAGAUAAAAUUUAACCUUAGCUUCGUUAAGAAACCGGAAAUCUUUUCAGAAUACAAGCAUGGAAUUAAAAAGAGUAAAGCGAUUUAUUUUUAUUCUUAAAUGGAAUUAAUAUCAACGAUAUUAAUUUUUCAAUUGAAUUUAAGAACAGAGAGCAAAUUUUUAAAAGGUUAGAGAGUAAAUGGAAAUAUUAUUUUUAAAUUUUAUUUGCAUUUACGUAAGAUUUCAGUUGGGCAAAACUCAGUCUAAUAUGGAUGUUGACUUCAAUCCAAACCUGCAGCAUUUUUAGGGCAAAACGUAAUUUUUUGGUAUGGAAUAUAUUUUCUAUGAAGCCAAAAAUAUUCUGUUGACAAUUUUAAAAUAAUAUUUUGAAACUGAUUUGAAUGAUCUGAUAUUUAGUUAAAAAUUUUUAUUUUUAUUAUUUCGUAUUCAGACCGUACUGUAUUUAAUUAGGAUAAACGAAUGUUUUUUAAAAAUCUAGAUCAAGAUAUUUCUGACGAAUAAGCACUGCAACUGAAAUUUAGCACCACAUUUUCCCUUUUUCUUUCUUUCUUCUAUUUUUUAAGAGAUAGAAGAAUGAAAAAAUGUUACCAUUAUUAUUUACAUUUUAAUAUUAUUCCUUUUUAUAACUGAUGCAAAAAAGAGAAAUUUCAGAGCUUUGCUUUGUUGUAACAUUAAAUUUCGAAAGCUUUUAAGUUAAUGUUUUGAGUGUGUAAUUAAAAAUAAAAAAUAUAU
Molecule: messenger RNA, 2496 nt
Organism: Stegodyphus dumicola
Lineage: Eukaryota; Metazoa; Arthropoda; Arachnida; Araneae; Eresidae
Product: Golgi-associated plant pathogenesis-related protein 1-like
Cellular component (GO): extracellular region
Source: RefSeq, a predicted model, not a curated record